AUGGUGAAACUCGAGUGCGGACCCGUGGUCGAGAUGCGGGGCGAAGACAUGGCGCGCAUCGUCGGGGACCUGGUCCCGGAGAGGCCCAUCGAGCCGUACGUGGACACCGACCUGAGGGUGUUCGAUCUGUCAAUCGAACAUGGCAACCAGACCAACGACAUGGUCACCCUCGAGGCCACCCGGGCGCUCAAGGUAGACAACGUGGGCGGCGUCAAGGGCGCCACCUUCACGGCCGAGAAGGACGUUCUCGAGAAGUACCGCUUCAAGCGCACCUGGAUGUCUCACAACACCGCCAUUUGUAACGCCCUCGGCGGCGACGUCUUCCGGAAGCCGAUGGUUUGCCGCAACAUCCCUCCGCUCGUGAAACAUUGGCGCAGAGCCAUCAUCAUCGCGCGCCACGCGUUCAGCGACCAGUACAACGACCAGGGCUUCGUGGUCCCCGGACCAGGCACGCUCCAGCCCAAGUACUCGCCCAGCAUGGGCGCUGCCAACAACAUUCACCAAAACAAGUAA
Dermacentor silvarum is the source of this 513-nucleotide messenger RNA. Its product is annotated as isocitrate dehydrogenase [NADP] cytoplasmic-like. The coding region runs from base 1 to 513 and encodes 170 amino acids. Gene Ontology annotation, biological process: isocitrate metabolic process. NCBI's taxonomy places the organism in Eukaryota, Metazoa, Arthropoda, Arachnida, Ixodida, Ixodidae. Gene Ontology annotation, cellular component: mitochondrion; peroxisome; cytosol. The record is from RefSeq and is a predicted model, not a curated record. Gene Ontology annotation, molecular function: isocitrate dehydrogenase (NADP+) activity. The transcript is spliced from 2 exons.